Molecule: messenger RNA, 990 nt
Organism: Pleurotus ostreatus (oyster mushroom)
Lineage: Eukaryota; Fungi; Basidiomycota; Agaricomycetes; Agaricales; Pleurotaceae
Exons: 5
Coding region: 1-990 (329 amino acids)
Source: RefSeq, a predicted model, not a curated record
AUGAUGCAGAACCCCCUCAAAUGGAGUCUUUUUGCCUUGCCUGCGUCCCUCGGCCUCUUCUUUGGCCUCUUCUUUGGCCUCUCGUACCCAGAAAUUGUUCGUAAAGGCUGGCCAUUGACCACUUGUCAUGUCCUAUCAUCAAAACUGGACUCGCGCUACUGCUGUGAAAAAGUUUGCACAGCGGGAUGCAGCGUGGUGACCAUCGGUGCCCCCCUUUGCUCAUCUCAGAUAUCCCUAGUGAAUAACGCGUUCAGUCCCUCUCGAUGCGCCAGCGAUAGAUCGACAUGCCCACCGCAGAUAGGGCAGGUGUGCGACGGAGGAUUCCACUGUUGUUCUAAUUGCUGCGAUACGUGUAGAUCUUGCAAGAUAAAAUGCACUGGUCAUCCACUAGUCUGUACCCAGUCAUGCUCGUCCAGUCCGUGCCGGUGCCGAUGCUGCUCGAGUACCCCUCAGCAGUCUUGCACCGUUUCGUGCCCGUCAUGCUACUCUGUCGACCUGACUCUGAGGUUUGGCUCUGGUCCUACACGCGGUAAAGCACGGUCUGCUAUAUAUCACCAAGACUUUGGGAAGGACGAAGUCAGCUCGAAGCAGUUCCUUGAUAGCCACCCUAUCAGCUCCUCUUCCAGGUGUUUCUAUAACCCCAAGAAUCCCAGCCAGGUAUCCUUCGAUGUAUCCUUUACACCGUGGAAGUGGGCUGUGGUAUCGAUCUUCGGUAUCGUCCCGCUCUUUCUCAACCUAGCCGUGCUGGUGACGAUUCUUGGUGUCAUUCCCGCGUACCGAGCGAUUAACGCGAAGCUCGCCGAAAGGCGACAACGAGACGUGUCAGAGACAGCUUUCCUUGUUUCUAAUCAAGGACCUCAAGAGGUUAAUGAUAUCUCCUCGAAGGAAAUGGCGGUUGAUCUUGAAGGGACUCACGACAAAGGAUAUUCGAAUGCAGAUUCCGACGACGAAGUCCCUUUACUUGACGCUAAGGGAGUGCACAAAUUCUAA